Mycena indigotica is the source of this 1752-nucleotide messenger RNA. Its product is annotated as F-box domain-containing protein. Lineage: Eukaryota; Fungi; Basidiomycota; Agaricomycetes; Agaricales; Mycenaceae. The record is from RefSeq and is a predicted model, not a curated record. The transcript has 4 exons. Bases 1 to 1752 code for a protein of 583 amino acids.
AUGCGCAACCUCAGCGACUCCAUUACUAUUGAAACUGGUCCCCAUUUGCUGCUGUCAACUUCAAUAGUACUUGGUAUGGAGACUCCAUUUCAAGAGAUUAUCAACACCAAUAUCGUACCAUCCGAAGAGCAAUGCGACAACAUCCGCGUGUUUCUAGCACGCCCUUGCUCCAUACUUGCCAAAUUGGACGUUGAAAUCGAAAGAAUACGAGAACUACUCGAUACUACGGUACAGAAGCGAGACGAGUUGGACCAAUUCAUUGCCUCGCAUACGGCUCUCCUUUCGCCGAUGCGCAGAAUCCCGGACGACAUUCUUCAGCUUAUCUUCCUCGAGACCUUACCUGAACAUCGCAAUACCGCUCUGGACGCGAGGGAGGGACCGUUGCUGCUGGCUAGCGUCUGUCAUCAUUGGCGGGUGCUUGCGUUCAGCACGCCACAGUUAUGGUCAAGAAUGCACCUCAUAGUGCCUUUGGCAUCUACUGCGGUAAAUCCCGCCAUUGAAAAACUUGACUUGAAGGCCGCCUUCGUCUCAGAGUUACAAUGCUGGCUCGAACGGGGAGCAAUCGUCCCAUUGAAUAUCGACACCCACAAAUACCACGAACGCAUUCUUUUCGUGCAUCCAGACGAGGUUAUCGCCCCAGUUAUUGCUGAAAAUGCGACCUCCUCCUACCUAUCCGCACUUCUCGCAGUGUCUAACCGAUGGCGCAAUGUUCGCUUCUCCUGCCACCUCUCUCUAGCAGACAUAGAGGCGCUUCUCAAACUGACGGCGAACGACGUCCCGCAGCUGGAGCAUUUUGAGCUGAGCUCAUUCAGUGUUCCAUCGGGUGGAAAUCGAGACUUACAACUCAAACUUCUAUCAACACCUAGUCUUCGGUCGAUCGCAUUCUAUGGCUUGUUUGCGGAUAUACCUCGGACGGUCCAAUGGCAGAACCUUGUGGAGCUUCACUUGCAGCUCGACCACCUAUUUGAUGAUGGUCCCCUCUCGUUCCUUUCCCAAUGCACAUCGCUGGAAAGGUUGUCUAUCGUGCUUCCCAGCACACCCACUGGCAUGCACCCACAAUCAACUUUCGAAGACGUUGUGCUACCGAGUCUGACGGCACUCGUCCUAUGUCUCGGACCACACUGGCAAGCCAACGGCAUUACGCGGCCAAAUCUCUUCGACGACGACACGAUCACGGCUCUUCUGGGAGCUAUGGGACACAUAAAGUGCCUUUCAAUACCUACUCUGGCCCUCACUUCUGAUGAAGUCGUUGCCUUCCUGAGAAUGGUGCCGCUGCUUGAGCGUCUGAGACUUGUCGAAGAACCUACGCCGGAUGAUCAAGAAUAUGCAUACGAGCAUCAUCGCGACGGAAGGCUCCUCCGACAUCUCAUUCUGCUCCGCGGCUCAGAGGUCAUUUGCCCGCUCCUCCAGCAUCUCGAGUGGACAUCCAUAAAUGCGUUGUCUGACGACCUCCUACUUCAAUUCAUCCGCUCUCGCACGCUUCCCCUUGUUGCGUCCUACCCAGGGACCGCGCAGCUUGCUUCAUUCAGUGCCCACUUCAACCGCGAACAACUGCUCGACGUCAGCGAUCAGCUUGCAGACGCCAUUUCCCGUGGAUUCCAACUCGACCUGACGUAUCUGCUUUCGUCCGGACCGCCUCGGUCGCUGAAAUAUUCUCCGCUGCAGGGCACAGAGCACGAUCCGGAGGCUAUUUGGAUCUCCGCGCAGCCACGAGAGAGGUUCAGACCCUUGGCACCCAGUAAAUAUCGCUAG